AUGGCCUUCAAAACCUUCCUUUUCUAUGCCAUUUUUGUAUGCUUAUUCUCAUCCCAAACUGCUCUCAGAACCUACAUCAUUCAACUCCAUCCCCAACGGACGUCCGCAUCUCUCUUUCCUUCCAAGCUUCAUUGGCACCUCUCGUUCCUCGAAAAGACCGUAAACGAUCCUUCUUCACGUCUGCUCUACUCUUAUCGGUCAGCCAUGGAGGGUUUCGCAGCUCAGCUUUCGGAUUCCGAGAUUGAGUUUAUGAGAAACAUGCAAGAUGUUGUAGCUGUAAGACCGGACCGGGUGGUUCAACUCCACACCACUUAUUCCUAUAAGUUCAUGGGGUUGAGUCCGACAACGGAGGGUGGUGCAUGGGUUAAGUCCGGGUUCGGCCAUGGCUCGAUUGUUGGAGUGCUUGACACGGGGGUGUGGCCAGAGAGUCCGAGCUUCGACGAUACGGGAAUGCCGCCGGUUCCUCGGAAAUGGAGAGGGGUUUGUCAAUUAGGGGAAGGUUUUAAUGGUUCGAAUUGUAAUAGAAAGCUCAUAGGUGCGAGGUUUUUCAGUAAAGGUCAUCGGGUUGCUUCUUUGUUUCCGUCUUCUAGUGAGUUGUCGGAGUAUGUGUCGGCUCGGGACUCCCAUGGACAUGGGACCCACACGGCGUCGACGGCUGCGGGGUCCGCCGUCCCAAUGGCAAGUGUGCUCGGGAAUGGGGGUGGGGAGGCGAGAGGUAUGGCGCCGGGUGCACAUAUUGCGGUUUACAAAGUGUGUUGGUUCAGCGGGUGCUACAGCUCGGAUAUUUUGGCGGCGAUGGAUGCGGCAAUCAGAGACGGGGUCGACGUCCUUUCAUUGUCGCUUGGCGGUUUCCCCAUUCCGCUUUAUGAUGACAGCAUCGCCAUUGGUAGUUUCCGAGCUAUGGAGCAUAAGAUAUCGGUCAUAUGUGCUGCAGGGAAUAACGGGCCCAUUGCAAACUCGGUUGCGAAUGUGGCUCCGUGGGUCACGACCGUUGGCGCUAGCACCCUCGACAGGACAUUUCCAGCCGUAGUACAUAUCGGCAACGGAAAGAUUCUUAACGGAGAAUCUAUGUACCCUGGGAAACUACACCCAGGUGCCGAAAAGCAGCUAGAAGUAGUUUACCUAGCCGGAGGAGACCGAGGAAGCAAUUACUGCUUCAAGGGUUCGCUUCCGAGAGAUAAAGUAGGUGGCAAGAUGGUGGUUUGUGACAGAGGUGUCAACGGGCGGGCGGAGAAAGGAGUGGUUGUCAAAGAGUCCGGUGGUGCCGCCAUGAUUCUGGCAAACACGGAGAUAAACAUGGAAGAAGACUCCAUUGAUGCUCAUGUUUUACCAGCAACAUUGAUCGGUUACUCGGAAUCGGUUCAAUUGAAGAGUUACAUCAAUUCGACAAGAAGACCUACGGCUAGAAUCAUAUUUGGUGGAACUGUAAUCGGGAAAGCUAGAGCACCUUCGGUAGCUCAGUUUUCAUCACGAGGACCAAGUUUCAUGGACCCCGUGAUACCUAAACCGGAUAUCAUAGCUCCAGGCGUCAACAUCGUAGCGGCUUGGCCGCAGAACCUGGGACCCUCGGGCCUUCCGGAAGAUUCUAGAAGAGUAAAUUUCACAGUCAUGUCUGGGACGUCUAUGUCAUGCCCACACGUUGGCGGGCUAGCUGCAUUGAUACGGUCGGCACAUCCAAAAUGGAGUCCGGCCGCCAUCAAAUCCGCCCUUAUGACCACCGCUGAUACUACAGAUCAUUAUGGUAAACCGAUAAUGGACGGAAACAAACCUGCUGGGAUUCUUGCAAUGGGAGCUGGACAUGUGAAUCCCGAAAGAGCUAUAGAACCUGGAUUGAUAUACGACAUUAGUCCAAAUGAAUACAUCAUUCAUUUAUGCACCAUCGGGUAUACAGAUUCACAGCUAUUCACAAUUACUCACCGGAAUGUAAGCUGUCAUGAUAUCAUGAAGAAGAACCGCGGUUUUAGCCUCAAUUACCCUUCCAUUUCCGUGAUUUUUAGAUCCGGAAUUAGCAGUAAGAUAAUCAAAAGGCGUGUGAUGAACGUGGGGGAACCUAAUUCCGUUUACACGGUUAAAGUGGUCGCACCAGAAGGAGUCAAAGUACGUGUGAGACCAAGGAGGCUAACAUUUUCGCGUUUAAAUCAGAGUCUGAGUUACCGAGUUUGGUUCAUCUUGAGAAAGCCAACAGGGUCCAGAAGAGCGGGAUUUGGUCAAGGGCAAUUGACAUGGAUGAACUCGAAGGAUAACCGAAUCAAGAUUCGAAGUCCUAUUCUCGUCACAAAGUCAUCUAACAAGUAAGGGUAGCAAUAACAAGAAUUAUCUGUAGCAA
Cynara cardunculus var. scolymus (artichoke) is the source of this 2326-nucleotide messenger RNA. Its product is annotated as subtilisin-like protease SBT1.2. The record is from RefSeq and is a predicted model, not a curated record. Gene Ontology annotation, molecular function: serine-type endopeptidase activity. Gene Ontology annotation, biological process: proteolysis. The coding region runs from base 1 to 2295 and encodes 764 amino acids. NCBI's taxonomy places the organism in Eukaryota, Viridiplantae, Streptophyta, Magnoliopsida, Asterales, Asteraceae. The transcript has a single exon.